GACAGCCAGACCCUUGCCCUCAAGUAUGCUGGGCCUGGGCGAGUUGUGGAAUGCUGUCACAGAAGUCCUGCACAUGAGCUCUGAGUUCCAGGCCUACUUGGCCGCGUCAGGCAUCCGCUCCCUGGUGGCACCACUGCUUGUCAACAUUACGCAGGACCUGGCGCGUGCUUCCUCAGGAGCCCUAGGUCUGAGCAGCGUUGUCUUGGAGCAGCUGUCCGUCACCUUCUCGCUGAUGCACUCGCUGCUCACCUUCGUCAUUGUAACUUACCCAUAUGCAGGUUUGCAUGUGGAUACACUUUUGAAUGAGUUGAGGUCGCCAUUGUUACGUUACUCACCCCGUACUUGUGGGGAUGUGAAACACCUCGUGUCUGUCAUGCUACAGUGUUGUGUGUUGUCCUCAUCAACCAGCAUAACUUAUUCUUUACCUCACACAACACAGCAGGCCCUUGAGAUGCUUGAUGAGGAGCCAGGUCCUGCUGGGGGGGAAGGAGAGCAACAUCCAGGUGAGACUGAUGGCUAUGAAGCAGACACAGAGCAGCUUGCCAACAACACCUAUCCUUCAUCAGCUAGAUCUUGGCAACAGGAUGACAAUUUGGAGUGCCCUGAGCUGGUACUGUUGGCACUGGACCUCAUUAUCAACCACCAUGAGAAGUUCCUUGAGACACGAGAGGAAGCUCAGGAAGAGGUGGGAACUGGGCCUGAAAACCACGAUAAGCAGGAGAAACACAUGCCUGAGUCCCCCUUGAAGAAGAGGGGUCAAAACCGAAGGCGCUGGAGCAGAAGGAGGAGGCUCAAGGAUGGAUCCAAAUCCCCCUCAAAAGGGUCCGGAGCUCGCAGUGCAUCAGGCGACAAGAGCACAUCCUCAGCCUCCUCGGUGUACCACAGCAUGACCUCAGAUGACGAUACGGGUUCGGACACGGGGAACUCUGAUGGGACUGAGUGGGCUAAUGAACCAAAGCCAGAGAUUCUUGAGAGUGAGAAAGUGCAGGUGAAACCAGGGCUAAGUGUAAGUGUUAGUGUAGAAAAUGAUUCAUGUGUAGAAAAUGCUUGUUCAACCAACUCCUUUGAGAAUGUCUCCUCACAAUCUGCAAAUGACUACAAGACAAGGGCUCAGGGUGCCAUGAUCCAGUCCACCUCCCAGGACGAGUCGCUCUCAAAGGGCAUGUCCUGGUCGUCUGGCGAGGCAACUUCCCCACAGCACACAGUCCACACAGGGUCAUACUCAACCUGUUGUGAGAGUGAGAUGACUCACAGUGCCUCCCUUACUCAAUGUGUCCAUGCCCUCCUCCUCCUCUGCCGCUCAUCUGCCAAUGUGUGUCGUAGGCUCCAUGCCCUGGGCUUCCUCACAAGCCUCCUCAAUGGAUUUACUGAUCUCAUCUGUGCCAACAGUGUGAUAUAUCAAGAUGUGGUCGGAACGGUGGUGGGCGUGUGGGCGGAGGUUGGCCGCUGGAGUCUCACGCCCACGGAAUUGUCUCAGUUCCUGGCUCUGUUCAAGGCACCGAACCCGCCCCUUGAAACGCUUCUGCGCGCCCUUUCUGGGGUCCUUGAGGGUAGCGGGCGCGAGCCGCAGCACGCCCUCCCGUACCCGUGCCCGGGGGCGUCCCCGACCUCGGUGUCGCCGGCCCUCGACGCCUCGCACAACUCCCUCACCGAGAGCCUGGCAUCCUUCGUCAACAUCCGGGUCCCGUCGUCGCCCGUCGUCGAGGCCAUCACCAGGCUGCACGAGAGCCACUGCAGGCACGGGAUCCUGUCUUGCGCUGCCAUCUCCUGUGUGGUGUGUCCCGUUCCACGCACCCUAGACUGGUCCCCCUAUAACUCAGGCCUCUCAAGCACAUCGUGGGUGUGCAUCCGUGACAGGACUGGGGCAGAGUCAAAGCAACGAUGCUCUCCACAGUCGAGCUUAGUCAUGAGCUACGGGUCUGGAAGUUACUUUGAGAAUGCCGCUCGAUGUAAUUCCAAUUUCUCACGGGGAGCCACGUCUACGGUAUCUGUGAGCAGUGAAGUAACCCUGAACAAGCUGCACAUCUUGUCAGUGGGGACGCAGCACCUUAUGUUCUCACUGUGGCUGGAUCCUGUCAAAGAUUGUUUACAAGUGUGCAUUUCACGAGAAGUUGAUGGAGAGAGUGUGCUCCUAAGCCAAGGUGUUGUGGUCCGGGCAGGAAUAUGUGAUGGAGAUUGGCAUCACCUUGCCUUUUGUGUUCCUACAAUCAAUGUUCGCAGAGGCGGGUCUUUAAAGGUAACAAUAUUCCUGGACUCCUUGACAUGCCAUUCAGUGACUCUGAUGGUACCUCCUGUUGGCUCCAUCAAGAAAAGUUCACCAUCAUACCUUUUACUUGGACACACAGACUAUUAUUCAGCUGAGGGUCCUCAGAUGUGCCAGUCAGUGGAUGAACUGGACCCCCUCAGCCUGCACAGGACACGAAGAGGGAGUCUGUGCUACAGUCAUUCCCAUAAACUUCUCAUGGCCAAUACAUUCCUAUUUCGUGAGCCUAUUUUGAGCCGUGAAUUGUGUCUUUAUCUCAUCGCCCUCGGAAAGGACUGUACGAGUCUGCUCCCACUUACUUCCAAGGACGAAAGAGUAUUGCUGAUGCCCUUCAUCACACCCAAGCUUCUGACAACAGGCAUGGACCUCUCUGUGAUAUAUGGACGUAUGGAGUCUGUGAUAAGACCAGCGCAGGAGUGCUUAUUGCUCCUCCACUCUGCUCAGGAGCCUUCAGAGUUCUUGUGCUAUAAGCCACAUGUUCCUACACUGCAAGACUUCGGGACCCACUACCCAACAUGUUCCACACAAACAGCUGUCAUGUUUGGUGAUUUGAACCCUGUGAGAAAUCAAGGCCCGGAUUUAGCACUGUUGCAGAUGGGUGGGAUAGCCCAUCUUGUCUAUCUGUGUGCAAGGAUGGUUGAAGUGAAGGGAGAAGAAAGAGAACAAGCUGAGGCUCUCACACUUCUCUUGCAAGCAGUUCACACUUCUCCUCACUUGGCUGCCCAGUACGCGGGGAUCCGAGGCAAUUCUCUCAUCUUCCGCAUUCUGAUGUCUCCCCUUGCAUCUCCAGGGGUGCAGGUCAUUAAGGCUCUGCUUGAUGGUUGUACUUAUCCGAGUGUCGUGCAGUACUUAGCAUGCCGUGAUGUGUACACCAUCGCCCCACAUGUACCAGCAAUGCUAGUUGACAGGGACCUUAUGGAUUCACUCAUUAGCAACUGGAAGACUUUCCUUGGGAAUUGUUCUGAGAAACAGACAACAAAGUAUUGUGUGGAUGAGAAUGGGGAAAGGAUAAGUGUACUAGGUAUAUUGCUGUCGGUGCUGAAGGUGCUGGUGGCGGAAAACCAACCAUAUCGAGACUUUAAUCUCUCUCAGUUGAGGGACAUUGAUGCUUUGGACAAGAUUCUCUUCAUGUGCAAGGAACUAGAGCUAACAACAGGUUCUCUGGAUGGCCUGUGUUCAGCUGACUUGGUGGUAAGUGUUGUAACAGGUCUGGUAGGAGGUCUGGGACCUGGGUCUUGGAGAAAUGCAGCCACAGGUCACACACAUGGGUUUUCUGCCCAGGACUCGUAUUCCUCAGGCUUUUGCUCAGGUCCUUCGGGAGUUGGCAUGGCAGCUACGCCCACAGGGAUUACCUCAUUUGGGAUUGGGUCACCUGGAGUCCGUGUGAGAGAUGUGGCAGCUGUUUAUGGUUUCUUGUUGCUAUCACAUCCUGCCCACCUUACUUACGCAGCUACAGAGCAGCAUACUGCAUACUAUUUACCACAAGUUCCAUCUUCAACCAAUAGUAGACAAGGAUCCCUUGUGGCUAUUGGGGUCGAUUUGGCAGCUGAGAUAAAUGACGUUCCUAGGCCAAGUCAGGAAAGCCAACGCCAGACCGGUGAUUGGAUUGUGAUUGGCACUAAAGAUCCAGUGCUGAAGCCACAAUCAGUAAAGAGCAGUCAGAAGAAGAGAGAGCCAGAGUCCCCCAACAAGAGCACUUCUCCAAGCUCAGGAGAGGAGGAGAAUACAGACGUAGUGGACAGUGUGAGCAACAGUGAGACUGCCAGCGAUGCGACCAUGCCAGAGGUUGAGGAUCAAGUGGAUGGUGAGGUGAUCCGGGAGAUUGAAACCGCUCUCUCUGCAGUCAUUCCAGUGGGAGAAGUUGCUCUUGCCAAAGAGGAAGAAGAACAGGAUGUAGAUGAUGGGAGUUGCUUGACGAAGGCAAAAAGCAAGGACAUAGAAGUUGAAGUGGGUGAGGAGAAGAGUGAGAAGGAGGCAGAGACAUCAGAUGAGCAGAGCCAGUACAGUAGCCCAGACGAGUCAUCUAGGAGCGAGGAAACAGAAACAGAUGAUAGGAUUCUGGGCAAGACAAGUCGUUGGACUGAGGAGGUGAUGGAUACAGAUGAGGAUGACAGUGACGAGGAAGAUGAGAGCAUAGAUAAUGACGACCACUCAUGCCUAACACAGGUAGUGGUUGGGUUGCUGGAAAUGCUGGAAAUGGUGUUGAAGUAUUCUUCUGACACCACUACCAGGACAUUGUUGGCUGAGGCUUUGUUCAUGGAUCAAGUGUUGAUCAUGUGCAACCACCCUCAGCCCAUUAUUAGGUGUUCUGUCUUCAAGCUGUUUACCGUGAUACUAGACAGGUGCUCCCCAGAGGACAUGGUCAUGCACCUGCGUCAGAAUGUUCCAUUAGUGAUGGCUCAGCAGCUGCACAAACACAGCACGAUUUCUACACAGCUAGUCACUGCUGCAUUUUCCCUUGCUCUGGGACGAUCUUUUACCUUUGAGGACUAUGCCAUUGAUAGUGACCCAAGCCUUGCUCUUCCUAAUCAGGUGGUGCUCUUCAUCCCACUGAUGGCUCUGUUGCCGCACUCAGCCCAAGACAUAGCUCUGUGCCACAACUCCCUUAUGGUUCUGUUAGACCUCCUUCACAAGAAUACCGAACUGAUCAUCCCACUCAUUCACAAAGCUCACUUUGUGGACUCACUCCUUUCCACCAUGAAGAAGUCUCUGCAUGACAACAACCUUGGCAUCAAUGACAUCACAGGUGAGAGUGAGUGUGAGGUGGUGGUGUCUGACAUCACUGAAAUCUUCUCCUGGAUCAUCAACUGCCUGGUAGCAUCACCCCAACACAAACACUUCAUGCUGAGUCUCGAGGUGCUUCACCAGCUAAACCUCUUAUGUCGAGGAGAAGCAGCCCAGUGUGGAGGCCAGGCUAGUUGUGUGGGGCACUUGCGCAGUACAGAGGCAGCUCUUUUGCAAGUCGCUCUUACACGCAUUCAAGCCACAGCCUCCACACAUCUACAUUCUAUUGGACAGGAUCUAAGUAACAGUAUUAGAGAGGAGAAGACCUUUGGAAUUUCUGGAUCAUCCAGUCUACACAACAUCAAGCUGUUUGCCACCAUGGCAGCUCGAGAUGACAGUGAUUCAGGCGUUGGAUCUGUUUUAGCCAAUUACACAACUAUACCCUUAACACACAGCUUGCACAACAUAGCUGAUCAGCUGUUCAUGUCUCAGAGCCGCAGUUCUCCAUCCCUCGUUCUUAGUAAUGCAAAAAAGGAGGACAAAGUUCUUGCCCAUUCUGAGAUAGUUGACAGAUUUAAAGUGCUGUUGCAGAAAGCUACAGAUUUUGUGUUCAUGUCUGCAUGGUCAUCUGUUGAGUCUGUGGGCAAUGAGAUGCCAUCUGGCGGUGCACCAGAAACCUUCAGCUUGUUCCUACUUGAACUCCUUUUAAGCGCAGCUGCAACCAUCACACAGCGGAAAGGCACAGCCGAUCGCACUGGCUGGGAGCGUGUAGUGUGGGGUUGCCAGGAUAUUUUGAGACUUCACCUCACACACCUCCUGGCUCUGGUCACAUCCCCUAGGACACACAUCCACACCCGGCUCAGAGCUGCUCAAUCACUGGCCACCCACUCACGAAUACAGCCUGUUCUUUCAUAUGCAAACAAGGCAAAUCCACAGUUACUCUACAAAGUAGGAAUCUUUAUGCAUGAACUGCGAUACCAGAAUGAGAACAAGUUAGAUGGAGCAGCUGUCAAGUGUUGUGAAAUGGUUCUCCAGAUACUAGAAGAUUGCACUGUUCAUGUCUUGCCUCCACCAGAGCUAUACCCACCUCAUGGAGCCAUGAAGGAGUGGAGUGUAGUCAUUGAGGAGAAAAAACAGUGGCAAGAUGAGGCAGCAAAGAUUGCAGCCCUGAUUGUCGAUCGGUGCACCAAGCAGGACAAACGACUACUGACGAAAAACAGCCAAGUCUAUGAGUCGGUAGCAGGAGAAUGCAGUCGCCUCACACGCACAGUUGUAGACAGGCAGAAUGUAGAAAGGAAAGUAGUUCUCGGGGGCAUCAAGCACUCACAGUGUCGCCAUGUCCACUUGACACACAGAUGGAGAAGCCUGAUUGAUCUCCUCACACAUGAGAGAGCUACUUGGCAUUUCCCAGAAGCUUAUCCAAGGUCCUGGCAGCUAGACCAAACUGAAGGCCCAAUGAGAGUCCGCAAAAGGCUCAAGAGAGGUCGCCUUAAUAUACAACCUCGUUACCUCAUGCCAGAAUAUAGACAGAAAUUAGACAUAGAAAAUAAAUUAGCUCCUCUAGAAGCUGUCCUUCAGGGAUCAGAGACUGAGUCAGCAAUGGCGGUCAUGAUCGAACGACUUAAUGUGAGCGAACGCAUCAUCCACAUGAGCAGUGCUUCUGUUGUCUCUCCAGGGAUGGAACAGCGAGGUGAAAUCCUCAUCAGCCGGACUGCAAUGUAUUUUGUGGGAGAACAAGUUACGAUUGACAUGAACCAGUGUGGUAGCAGCAGCGAAGUGGUGUCUGUGACGUGGCCCCUCGACAACAUCCGCGAGAUCCACAUCCGCCGAUUCCAACUCCAGGACUGCGCAUUGGAGGUCUUCCUAACAACCGGGCACUCUGUCCUGCUGGCCUUCACUGACACCCAGCACAGGAACCAGGUUAUCGGGAUCUUGAGCACAUCUGACCUUCCAAAUCUUUCGAGCAAAGCAACUUUACCUGAAGUCACCACACAAUGGAGGGAAGGUCACAUAACAAACUAUGAAUAUCUGACUCAACUGAACAAGCUUGCUGGUCGUUCUUUCAAUGACCUGAUGCAGUAUCCUGUGUUCCCCUUCAUUCUCUCCAACUACAUUGUUGAGAUCCUGAACCUUAAUGACCCAGCUGUGUAUAGGAAUUUGAAGAAGCCUAUUGCAGUACAACAUAAACACAAGGAGCAACAUUACAUUAAUAACUAUGAGAUAACAAGGCAGAUGAGUCAGAAUGCAGGAGAUGGUCCUUACCACUAUGGCUCCCACUACAGCAACUCAGGGAUUGUUCUCCACUUCCUCGUGCGCCUGCCUCCCUUCACUCAGCUCUUUCUUAGAUAUCAAGAUGGGAACUUUGACAUCCCAGACCGCACUUUCCAUGCCGUUCAGACCUCGUGGCGUUUGGCUUCCUGCGAUUCAACCACAGAUUUCAAGGAACUUAUCCCAGAGUUCUUUUUCCUGCCAGAAAUAUUCCUUAACUCUGAGGGUUUCAACUUUGGUGUUCGGCAAAGUGGGGAAAGAGUGCAUCAUGUCCACCUUCCUCCCUGGAGUGGAGAUGAUCCAAGAAGGUUUGUGCUUGUACACCGUGCUGCCCUGGAGUCACCAUAUGUGACUCAGAACCUUCACCACUGGAUUGAUCUUGUGUUUGGCCACAAACAGACUGGCCGUGCAGCUGUUGAAGCAAUCAACGUCUUUCAUCCUGCUACAUACUUUGGGUAUGAUGUUGAGAGUGGUGGAGACGAAAUAGGCCGAGAAGCGAGGAAAGCAAUGAUCAAAACAUAUGGGCAGACUCCUCAGCAGUUGUUUAGCCACCCACACCCGCCUGUCAGUAAUGCUGGAUUUGCACAAAACCCCCAGGCACCAGAAGUCCUACAUGAAGUACGAGGGCUUCGUUGGGGUUCGUAUGCUGGUUCACCUGCAGACGAUCGACCCAUUCUGGCGUUGGUGCAGUUGCUCAAAACGCCAGCUGCCUAUGUCACCAGCAUUUCGGGAACAGAGUUGCUGCUGAUGCCUCCACACACACAUCUUGUCACAGCUGGAGUAGAAAAAGGACUUAUUUGGGCAGGCACCACCAGUGCAUACAUCGUAUCAUCUCAUCACAAAGACGGAAUCAUACGCUGCCGCCGCCACAAAGAUACACUAUCCCAGCCUCUCAUUGCUGUACCACCAUUUGACAAGGUCAUGUGGUGUAGCAGUGGAAGUGGCCAGGUAUGGGUUGGUCUUGCAUCAGGUCAGAUCCUAGUAUACCAGGUGUCUCCAUAUCAUGCAGGGGGAGACCUGAAAGCCACUCUUACCCCGACAACACUGUUAGCACACACAGCUCCCAUCAUGCAUAUGUAUGUGUCUGAAGCAUUCAGUGUGUGUGUUUCAGGUGGAAAAGAUGGCAUGUGUGUUCUGUGGGACACAAAUAGGUUGUCAUAUAUCAGGAGUAUUGGAUCCAGUGGUGUUGAAGUCUCUCUCUUGGCCAUGAGUGAAACUUUGGGUGACUGGGCAUCAGUCAGUCCUUUAGGCUCUGCUGCCUCUGUUCUGCGCCUCUACACCAUAAAUGGAGCGUUGGUUGACUCUGUAGUCACCCCUGCACCUGUAACAGCAAUCACCUUCUCCUCAGCACCUGAGGGCACAGCUGUUAAUGUCAUUGCUACAAGCUUAGCAGAUGGCAUUAUUAGACUUUGGAGUGUGUGGGACCUUCGCCCAGUUCGGGAGCUGAGAACUGACAGAGCCAGGCAACCAAUCAUCUCGCUUCAUUAUACUCGUGACAACCACCACCUAUGUGGCAUCACAGAGACUGGCGUUCUGCUGGUGUGGGAAUCGUCACUUGUCAAAACCAAAAUGCCAAAGUUCAUCACUGUUCCAGCCAUUUAGGAGCUGCCAGCCAAGUCACUCUUGAGGAACAUGUCUCCAAGUCCAGUUGAAUUAGUGAAUCAGAGGAGGAAAAGAUCUUCAAAUGAUAUCAGUUCAGACUGAGAAUUAGCUUAGGAUCAAAAGGCCUACAGGCACCACAAAUGUUAUGAUGUAUAGAUGGAAAGAGGGAAUUUACAUGGAAUAAAACUGUCCUGUAGGUCUUGGUUCAGUGACCCUCCGCAUUGUCUAGCGUGAAGACAGUUUUUGCAUAUUUGUUUAUACAUGACAUUUUUUGUUGAGACAGAUUUUUUUUUACAGUCUCUCUCUCUUAUACUAUUUUCCUAUAUUAUUUAGGAUCAGAGUAGAAUUGUAAAUAAAGUCCAUUAUUUUAAAUGCUUUCCUUUUAUAUAUAUAUAUUUUUUUCAUUUUUCUUUUUUUUUCUUCUUUUUUUUAAAUGGUUUUAUUUUCUACAGUAUUAGUAUUGCUAGUCACAAGGUCACACUGUAGAUUGAAGUGACUGUCGCAAAGAGAUUCAUGGCCAUGUAGACAAAAUGGAUGAGUGGCAUCAGUUUGUCGUAUUAUCCCAUUUCAAGUUUUCUUUUGAUAGAGCAUCCAGAUCUUAUGAUAUGCUUUUGUUCUGUUGUCUUUCUAACUUUUUUUUUUCUCUUUAGGUAUUGUAAAACAAAAAGAUGAAAAAUUCAGCACAAUAAGCCAUAACAGUGAGAAAUUUCAUGACUUCUUUUCAUUUAAACAUAACAAGCACAUGGAUUAGAAAAAUUGUACUUAACAAAUUAUAAAGCAAAUCAUGCUUAGCUUAUCUAGAGAAUUUAAUUUGUUUAGAACUCAAGAAAGAAAAUUACAAACUACUCAGUACUCAUUAGAACACAGUGUUUGUUUGUUCUUGAUAAAUUUUACAUUGCAAUUGUUCUCUACCGUCCAGUAUUUUCUCAAAAAAAAAAAAAAAAAUUGAUUCUCAUUUCUCAUAUAUAGUCACAAGCUUGUAUACCUUAUAUAUAUGUUUUUUCCCUUUAUUUUUCUCACUCUUUUUUCUAAGUCAUAGGGUAAUGCUAGAGAGAUUGCACUGAUCUAUAUCAUGAUCAGUUGCUACAUUAAGGGUUUCCUGCCUUUCUGAUUCUGUUGAAAAAUACAACCAUGCUAAGCUUAUAGCAAGCAGGACUGUAAAGUUAUAGAUGGAUCUUGGUAAUUACAGAGUAUAGGGACAAUUUGCAGAAGAACAGGAAUUGUUUGGUGUGUGUGUGUGUGUGUGUGUGUGUGUGUGUGUGUGUGUGUGUGUGUGUGUGU
Penaeus chinensis is the source of this 10138-nucleotide messenger RNA. RefSeq names its product lysosomal-trafficking regulator-like (gene mv). Gene Ontology annotation, cellular component: cytosol; membrane. Lineage: Eukaryota; Metazoa; Arthropoda; Malacostraca; Decapoda; Penaeidae. The transcript has 49 exons. The record is from RefSeq and is a predicted model, not a curated record. The coding region runs from base 26 to 8857 and encodes 2943 amino acids. Gene Ontology annotation, molecular function: protein kinase binding. Gene Ontology annotation, biological process: intracellular protein localization.